AGUGUAGUGCGUCUAAGUAUUAUCAUUGACUAUAUUAUAUUAUAGAAGAAGGAAUUUUAACCAUUUACUUUACUAGGAAUUAGGAAUUCCAGGACAUUGUAAGGUCUUAAAGAAGAUACCAGUAUAAAUAAUGUAUUAGAAAAAAGUUGUGUUAUUGGAAAUGACUAAGCCUAAGUAAAAGGUUUUUGAUUUUUGUAAACUAAGGAAGUAUAUUUUUUGCCAAAACUAUGGCACGCAAACAAAGUAAACCCGCUAAAACGACUAAAAAAGAUUCUUCUGUUGGUGUAAAUGCAAAGAAAGGCGGUAAAAUUACUAAAAAGGUAGCAGAAAGCAAAACGAAGAAAAAAGUUGAAUCCCAGCUCAAACUAACUGUGAAGACACAAAAAAGGCAAACUAAACCUGCUGCAAGUUCUCCUGCCAAUUCAGGUAGAAGAAGUAGCCGCACUAACAAUGAUAGUACCAGGAAUUCUUUGACAUCUAAUGCUCAGCGUUCAAGCCCUAAUAAAAAAUCUACUUCCAAGACAAAAAUCCCUUCAAGAGCUAACAACGCACAAUCUACCAGCAAGCGUAAAUCCAAUUCCACAGAACAAACAAAAUCUAAAAAACAAGUGGUGGCUAAAAAGGCUAACGAGUCUCCAGUUAAAACAUCACCAGCAGUUAAGAAAAAGCCUGUAAAUGAAACUAAUGGUAGAGGUAACAAAAGGAGUUAUGCUCAAUCAAUAAGCAGCAGUAACACAGAAGUAAACAAUGAGGCUAAAAGAAGGAAGACUGAUGAUUUAAAAAAUAUUACUUUGACUUCACGAAGAAAUAGGAAUAUCAAACCAACAGUCAAGGGUUCCGAGUGGAAAAAAACAAUCUUGCAAAAGAAAGCAAUUGGUGCCAAACAAGAAAAACCUAGCAUAAAAGUUAAGAAAACAACUGUGAAAAAUAAAUCACCCAAGCAAAAUAAGAAAUCGGUUUCUCCUAAAUCGAUUACUAAGUCAAAAGCUGCAGGCAAAACAUUAGCAAAAUCACCAAAAAGUCAGAUUGGAGUCAAAACGCCGACUGAAAAGAAAAAAGCUGUAUCACCACCUAAGAAGAAAGUCAAAUCUACUGUUGAAAAAAAUACUGUUUCAAGUAAAUCUCCAUUGGUGCGUAAUUCAUCAAGAAAAUCUUCUUCCAAACCAAAAGAAGACAUCAAUUCUCCCAAAGCCAACACCUUGGCGACAUCCAUAAAGAAUAAAUUCAAUUCUUGUAUUUCAAAGAAAAGAAGUUCAAGCGGUGCUGGGAUACAAGAAAAUGUGUUAGUUGCUCAAGGUAUUUUAGACGAUAUUCUUUCUUCAGUUGGCAUUCCCAAGGACUCAUCAGAUUUAGACAAAGCUGUCUGUAGUGAAGAUGUCAACUUGAUCACAUCCAAAUCACAGACUACAUUAUUAAAAAUGGAUAAAGAAGAAACUGACCCAUCGUCUCAAACAUUUAUCACUCCUGUAAGUGAAUGUGUUAAUAUGGAUACUGAACAGGAAAAGAAAAUCAUGGAUGGUAAAACUAAUGAUAAAAUUUGCAUUGAAACCACAACACCCGCAGACAAACCCACAGACAAUGAAAAUGAUUUAGACGAGAACCUAGAAGAAGAAAUGGAAUUGCGCUUAUCAGAUACAUCAGUAACAUCUGUAAAUGAAAAUGACACUGCCUCAUCUGAACAAAGUCCCAGCAUUAGCACAAAUACUGGAAAUGAAGUAAAAAUAAACAGUAACAGCAAGUGUGUUAAUGAAGUAAAAAGUAGUCUAGAUUCUGACAAUAAAGUUAAAUUGGAAGUAACACAAGAACACUCUGACUGCCAAAAUAAAUUGACAUCACAGGAAAAUGACCAUAAUCUUGAUCCACUUGUUGACCUAAAGAAAUCCACUUCUUCAUCUCAAUUAAAAAAUAACACAAAAGGUGUUUUGCAAGAAGGUAUUGUAGUUAAGGACAUUUCCCAUUCUAGCAAUAAAAAAGUUGAUCUUGCAAAUGCUGUAAUAGUGGAUAAAACUGUAGAUAAUGUUAAAGAAAAGAGUAAAGAUUCCUCAAGCAAGAAAAGAGAAGAUAUAGAACCCAAUGAACAAAGUACGAAUGGGAAUACUGACUCAGCAAUAAAAUCUAAUACUAUUCAAGAGAUUUCGACUUUGAAAGAAAAUCAAGAGGGUUCAUUAGGUCUGGACUGCAAGAAAAACACAGCAAAUGAUCAUAUUGUUGCUGAAUGUAAGGUUAUUAAAGAAUCAUCAGCACACCAAUCACUACAAGAUCAUGAUGUAACCAAUGGAAAAUACCCUAAUUUUGACAAGAUUGACGAAAACAAAAUAGCCAAGAGCAGUUUAUCACCAAGCAAGGUUGAUUCCUCCUGUGUUAUCAAGCCAGAAAAUAAAUUAUCCAAUACAAAACCUCCAUCAACUCAGCCUUUAAAUGGUGAACACAAAACUGUAGACCAGAGUAGAGAUAAAAUCAUUCCUUGUGAUACAAGUUUGAAAAAACCACAUGAGAUAACUACAAAUGGAAUAAACAAACAAAAAUUGAAAUCAUCAGUAAAUGACCCGCACUUAUUACAGAUAUCCGAGGAUAAAGAAGAACAAAAACACCUUGAAAUCGUGCAGAACGAAAUCACAAAAGGUUGUCAGAGCUUGGCAAGUGAAAAAAGCGAUGUGAUAGAAGUUAAAGAAGAUUCUGCUGAUACCGUUAGUAAGCGAAGCUUGGACUCUGUUGAAGUUGUGAAAGUCAGUUCUACAACUGAAAAUGUAGAAUCUCAGGCUUUAGAAGAAAAAAAACAAACUUUAGUUUCAGAAUCAGUAGAAUCAAAGCGUGAAAAUUGCAGUUCUACCGGCAUAACACAAGAAUUUGAUACAAUUUUGAAAGUCAGUAAUACAUCGAACAUUGUAGAAUCUCAUGCCUUGGAGGUUAAAAGUGAAACUUCACUUUCAGAAUCAGUUGACUCAAAGCUUGAGAAUGGCAGCUCUACUGGCAUAACACAAGAAUUUGACACAAUAACGAUAGAAGAACCAACUAAUUCUAGUGAUGAGCAUCGUUCUAAGGAAGAACAGUUGAACACAGAAGAACCAAGAGAAAACCUAAAACAUGAAAUCUCUACCAUUGUAACUGAAAGUAAAGAUUCUUCAGUCAGUCCAAUCAAAACUAUUGCUUGUGGAAAAAAUAAUAUUGAGAACCAACUGGAAAACUGUUGCCCCAAAGAAAAACCGAUAAGUACAAACGUUGAACUGCCAGCAGACAAUAUUACGAAUGAAGAAAAAAAUGGAGGAAUACUAAAGGUUGAAGAGACCUGCCAAGAAGAAAAUGCUCAAAAUUCUAUUGUUGGAACAAAUGGAGAAACACUGAAUCAUAGUUCUGACACUCUCAGCAACAAAAUGAGUGUUGAUGAAGAAUAUUCUAGCAUGGAAAUUGAAUGUGGAGGAAAGGAACGUUUGACAACUGCUCCUUCUAGUAUGGAAGUUGACGUUGAUUUGAGUUAGACUUUUAAGAUUAAUAUACAUUCUGUAAUAUUUGUGAAGCUAGGAAUAGUGUAGAUUUUUUUUCUCUUACUAGCUGCAAUGUUUGAUUGUGUGUCAAAAGAAAGUUUAUUUUAACAUUAGAUCUAAGAAAUUUUUAUAUAGGAUAGUUUUUUUUAAUGGAAUGAAAGUUUUAUUUACUGUUUUACUGUCCACAUAGUAGGUAUACUCCUCAUUUAAAAGGGGAAAUAUAUUUAGAGAGAUCUCAAAUUUGUUGGAGGUUCUGACUUUAAAAAUAUCUUCACUAAGGAAAAAUUAAAGUUAACAGAGGGUAAUUUAAGUGAGUUAAUGCUUAUUUAAUGUAAGUGGGGUAACUUUGCUGGAACAUCAGGUAACUAAAAGAAGCGAGGCUUGCUUCCCACUAUCUCACAUAAACUAGGGCUUAACAAUGUUUUUAUACAGGAGCAGAAUAAAAAGUAUUGAACCUCUGUGUCUAUAUAAAAAAAUAAAUGGUAUAUAAAAGUGCAAUAAUGUUUACUUUUAAAAUUACUGAGAAAUAACUACCUACCUAUGGCAUCAGCUCAUACAGUUAUACAAACUGAGAUAUUUAGUAUAAACCAUUAGAACCGUAUAAAUAAUUAUAAAUAAUAACAAUUAAAGAGUCCAAGGGAAAAACGGGCUAACCCUAAAAAAAUGCAAAAUUUAGUUAUGAACGGUUUUAAAUAGAUCUUUUAAAUCUAAACAGUUUGCAAUAAUGAAAAUUGACAAAAAAAGGCUCCUAGUAAGAGUAAAUCAUCUUUGAAAUAAACCAUCCAGAGGAAGAACGGGGCAACCCACAAUGAGUGUAGGCAAGAACGGGGCAACCCUCAAGCCGCGCAUGCGCUUAUGGUUUGUUUACUUCAGUGGUGCUCGUUUCAUGAACCAACAGGAAAUUUGGGUUAGCCCGUUUUUGACAAGGAAAUUACUUAGUUAGAGUGUUUAACUGUAUCAUUCUCUGUAACCCAACCGAUUUAGAACUAUUUCAAUCAAAAAUUAUUAAAAUACAUAACAUUUACUUCAAAAAUCCUUCAUAAAAAAACAAUUAAUAAAGCAAUGGGCUGGCGGGUAUAUCCUUGAAAAACUUUUUGCUCCCCUGGAAAAUUUACUUUUGUGGGGUUAGCAUGUUUUUCCCUUGGACUCUUCAAUUAGUACAAACAAUAUGUUAAUUUACUAUAAGUAUUUCAUUUUAGAUGGGUGACAGAAAUUCCUUAUUAUCCUUGUUUUUCUGGUUGUAGUGAGACAUAAUAGCUUUUUGAAUUUGUUUUUGAUUGUAAGGGCCUAUGUGUACAAAUAAGUACUAUGAUAUUGUGUACAUAGAUUAGUCUAAGUUCAAUUAUUACUCAGUAAGUCUGUAUUAGAAUCAUACUAAAUAUGUUCCAUCGCUAAAAUUGUUUUCUUUUAUUGACAAUAUUAAUUCAGAAGCAUCCGUCUUAAAAAUAUAAAAAAAGAAAAUCAGGUGCAGAAUCUGCAGUGUCCCAUAAAUGGAUAAAGGACUUUUUUUUGGAAAGCGGUAGGGUUGAAAUCUGCAUACCAUGAGCUGACAGACUAAAAAAAGGUUUCAUAAGAGUGAUAUAUCGUCCCAAUAAAGGACUUUUUCAAGUAGAUUGAUAAAAUUAUCAGUGUUAUGUUAUGUGGACUGUUUGUAUAUAUAUUGGCUCCUGGACUUAUUUUUCCCAAAUAGGCUAGGAGAUCUCCACCUCUUUCCAAAAUUCCCUCAGCCAAACAGCUUCCUUUCAUAUUAAUUAGAUGGUGCUCUCUUUCACCUGUCCACUAAUCCAUCAAUAAAUUUCUUUUAAAAAUGCAUGUAUCUGUUUAGAAAAUAAUCUCUUUCUGCAAUUUACAACUAUUUUUUUUUACAAAGAAUAUCUAAUUUUUUCCAACUUAAAGUUUACAACGAAGGGUUGUCUAAUCUUUACUAGGAGUUGUGUAGUUCAUACUGGAUAUUUAUUUUGGAUAGGUUUUACUAAAGCGAUCACAAUAGAAUAAGGUAGACUAUACUUUCGUUAAACCAGCUAAAUCAUGCAAGCAUUUAGGUUUAAAAAGCACAGACAGAGUAUGAUAUUGAUCCAAUAUUUGGACAACUACUGUUCUGCAUCCGUGGGUUUUCAUUCUUACAAGGUUUUUUUUAUCAAGGAUUAUAUUUAUGUUUUUUAUAUAUAUUUUAAAGCAGUUAUGUAGUUGUUAGUAUUGUAGUUAAUUUAUUUCAAUGCCAACUUUCUUUAAAUUUACUCAAGACAGUAGUUUUGAUAUGGAAUAUGUUGCAUGCACAAAAUAGAAUGCUAUUAUCAAUAUUAAUACCAACUUAUUUGUAUCAGUGGUUUUCUGUUUUAGUAAACUAUUUAAUUUUACAUUUUUAUAUCUAGACGAUAAACAAUCUUGCUGUUGUAUUUUUAUUGUCUUAGUUAAAAAUGCAUUGCUUUUAACCAGUUUAAAUGGAAGGGAUUUUGUUAUUUAAAGAUUGUUUAACCACAUGAGCAAUUGAAUUAUUUAUUUGAUUAAUAUUUUAAAAUAUUACAUUACUAUACUGGUAAUCCUCUAAUUAUACAGGUUGGUUUGAUAUUACAGUCAUUCAGGCCAACUUUGACCCCUUCACACAGGUUUUCGCUGCAUAUUAAUAGCUAUUAAUUACUUAUUAUAUUUUAUAUUACACUUUACUGUUCCAGAGAUUUUUGUAUUUACUAAAUACAGACAGUAGUUUUAGUUUGUGAUAAAUUAUAAGUUUUUGUGAACUAUUUUAAUGACAUUGAAUAAACUACCUCUGAAAAGAAAUACUUUCCUGUGAAAACUGAUGCAUUUAUCAUGUCACUGUAGCAGUUGAGAUGAAUCGUAGGGAUGUUGAUUAUGAUCUUAUCGGUUACAUUCAUGUACUAGUUCCUGUGUAUUACUUAAGUGAUUUUCCAACUAAAUGUCUGAUGUGAAGAAUGUCUUUUUAUUAUUCAAUAAACAUACGGAUCAUAA
Messenger RNA from Macrosteles quadrilineatus (aster leafhopper), 6449 nucleotides. Its product is annotated as protein IWS1 homolog. Bases 228 to 3476 code for a protein of 1082 amino acids. NCBI's taxonomy places the organism in Eukaryota, Metazoa, Arthropoda, Insecta, Hemiptera, Cicadellidae. The record is from RefSeq and is a predicted model, not a curated record. The transcript has 2 exons.